GCAGACGGAGGAAAGCGAGGGUUUGUAAUACAAUGCCUGCCACAAGGAACCAGUCUCCUCAAGUUAAAGGGAGACUGACUAGAAAUGCAUCUCCACGACAGUUCGACCAUAGUUUCCAAGACAACAGGACCAGGCAGGCUUCACCAAGAGGAACUGGAAAAACGGAAUCCAAGGCUCCACGAGUGCAAGGGAAUGAAAAAUCUGCUGAGGUCCAGUCAAGGUCAUCACUAAGGAAAGUGGGCAAAUUUGAGCAAGAGAGUAAUGCAAAAUUGUCAAAUGAAAAAUCUGUGCUAAAAUGUAAUGAUGCCACGGCCAGUGUCAAAUCAUCAAAAUUUCAAAGGUCACAAGAUGAUAAUAGUACAGUCGGGUCAAAAGAAAUAGAAAAGGAGGUAAAAGGAACCGAGGACAGGACAGGGAGGCGGUUAACAAGACAGUGCAACGAUGUUCCAGAAUUGCCUGUAGCAGAUACAAAAUCAAAAGUAGUUGAACGGCCAACAAGUAGACGGUCAAUCAGAGUUACAAAAGAAGUUGGCCAUUCCGAAGUUGAGUCGCCAAAGGACAAACUUAACAGUACAGCAAAUAAGGAACCUGUGCUUGAUGAUGAAAGUAAUGAGUCCAGCCUGACCACAAAAAACAGGAUAACGAGUAAGACAAAAGAUGCCAUGCAGAAGACAAGAUCGGGGAAAGAUCAAAUUUGUGAGAAAUAUACUUCAGAAGUGUCACGAGUAGUGGAAAAUUCAGUUUCAAAUGAAUAUGGAGAAGAAAAUGUUGCCCAGAGGAGAGGACAAAAAAGAGGAAAUGAUGAUGACACGACCAACAAAGAGGAGAAAAAGAGGAAAAAGGUCAAGGAAGAAUUUGGUAUGGAGACUGAAGGAAAGAAAGGAUCAGGGAAAACUACAGCUUUAGUCACUGCCCCUGGUGAUGAUACAUUUGCACCUAGAAGAAGUGGCAGAGGUGUGGUUCCUAACCGGCGCUUCAAAGAUAUGGAAAUGAACUUUAGUCCUGCAAGCAAGCGACGUCAAAGUGCUGAUGAUGGUGAAAAAUCCAAAACAAGUUCUUCAAUCAAGAAAAAAACUGACAAGUCUAAAGCCAAGGAAAAAUACACAAAUUCAGAGCCCCUGACAUUACCUAACUGUGAAAAUGAAUUCCACAAUAACAAUCCCGAGCAGAAAGAUGAUAACAACAGUGAUCAGAAAGGUAACCUCCACAGUGUUGAAGUGGACAAGACUGACCAUCAGGAUGUGGUGAUGGAGACAGUGAACACUAACUGGGUGGAGGAGGAGGAGGAGGAGGAGGAGGAGGUUGUUGCUGGCAGUAGAGAACUUGUCAUAGAACAUAUGGAGGAUAAUACAACCACAACCACUGUAAUUUUUGAAUCAGCAAGUGAGGAACAAGCUACUGAGGGGAAUACUGUCUCAGAGGAGCAUAACACACCUGUCCUGGAAGGUGCUGAAGAGUUCGUGAGUGAAGAUAACAUGGGAGAUAUUGCCCAGCAAACAAUGACUCUGCUUAUGAGAGAAAAUGUGUUAGGUAGUUCUGGAGAAAAUUUUGUGGUAACAACUUCAUCUGAAGCAAUCGAUGAAUCCCAAAUGACUAUGGAUGUUAAAACGAUUAAAGAAUCUGAACAAGUCAAAGAAACAAUUGUUGUAGAAGGUACUGUAGAGGCGAUCGGAGAGGAUACUAUGGAAACACUUGUGAAAGAAACUUUGACAACUACCAGUGAAGAGACGGAUGCUCCUAUAGAAACCAAUAAAGACAUUCUGGCAGAAACAGAACAAAAUCUAGAGAAUAAUGUCACUACUACCAGUGGUGAUAAAGUUACUGAAACAAACCAUGGUGACGAGACAAUUAAGAAUCUGGAAAAUUACAAAGUUAUACGAUUAGAAGACAUGGUUCAGGGAUUAGGUGGAAAUUCUAAAGCAUCCCAACUUACUGCAACAGCAGUCACCAAUGUAGAGAAAGACGUUGAUGAGGAAAUCAUACGUAAAAUUCUGUUAUCCAACAAGACUUUUAAAGAUACUGACGAAAUAGAAAUUCAGUUCAUCGGAGGUGAUGAUUCCCAGGGUGAAGUUGAUGAGGCAAACAUAUUGUCAGAGAAAAUUGUUGCAAUGAGAAAUAUAACAAAGAGCAAUAUGUCAUCAAGCUCAACACAGACACCAAUUAUUUCAAGCCGAGUUGCCAACCUGCCUGGGAAAGGGAAAAAGCCAGUUACACCAGUAGAGCCAUCCCGGAUGAAGACAAUUCGAGUAAACAUACAACGUCCUGAUGGGAUAGAAGAGACCAAAGAGCUGGAAACAGAGGAGGGAAAGCCACAAGAGUUUGUCAUUGUCCACCUUCCUGAAGGCACAAAGGUUACAAGGCCACAGGUGAAGGAGGAAAAAGGCGAGGAGACUGUGCCUUUUGACCUGAAUGACGAUGGGGAUUUUGUCUGCGGUGUCUGCGACUACAUAACACCAAAAAAGGCUAAUUGGUACAAACACAAGAAAAAACACAUGGCUCAAAAGCCCCACUGUUGUGGACAGUGUGGUUACCAAGCAGCCACCAGUAGUAACCUGAAGAGACAUCUGGCCAUACACGAUGAUAUUCGCGAUUUCCAGUGUGAAUUCUGCUUCAUGACAUUUAGACAGAAGAUUCAUCUAGAGAGGCAUGUCAAAUACAGACAUGAGGUAAAGAAAGUGAAGUGCCCUCUGUGCGACUAUGUGUGUGCCAAUGAAAAUCCUGACCUUAAAGUUCACAUCAAGAGACGACAUCUCCCCCAGGACUCUCAGGAUGGCUCUCUCCAUGCUUUUGCUUGUGAUGAGUGUGGAGCAAUGGCAGUCAACAGAAAGGACCUAAAACAGCACAUGAAGUUUCACAGGAAGGGUCCAGAGCUGAAAUUGUAUUGUGAGCACUGUAGUUUUGUGACAGAUUGUGAAAGUCGCCUGAGGCGGCAUAUGUUCAUACACACCAACGAAAAACCAUUCCAGUGCGGUCUGUGUGAUUAUCGUGGCACACAGAAGGAGCAUGUCCUCCGCCAUAUGAAGUCGCAGCACAAUAUUGACAUACAGAAAAAAGGUCGCAGCUCUGAUGAAGCGUCGGUGGAUGGUUCAACAGACUCCAGAGAUCUUCUGUUGGACAAAAAACCCUUCAAGACAGACUACAGCAGUCAGGAAAAAAUAUUUGCUUGCAACCAUUGUUCAAUGAAAUUUGCAAAACUUUUAAAUUUGUACAAACAUUUACAUGCUCAGCACAAGGCAAUACUGCCUGAUCAAGGAGAUGAUGAAUAUCUGUGUGUUGUUUGUGAUUUCAGGACAGGCAGUAAAAAGAACUUGUUAGUUCACAUGCGUAAACACAAUGUUCAGGAUCAGACACCUCCGUCACAUGUCUACUCCUGUGUAUUGUGCAGGUACAUGAACCCAAAACGCAGAAAUCUUUUCCAACAUAUGAAAAAGAAACACAACAUCGAGAUUGUGAUGAGGAAUGAUGGUUCUACAAGUUGUUUUCUCUCAGACAGCAGUUCCACUGUGGCAGGUAAGGACGAUAGUGUCCAAAACAUUCUCACUGUCGGUGAUAUUGUCACAACAUCGACUGACGACUCACAGUUACAGAUAGUGAUGGAUGCAUGUGAGAAAAGUGCUGUUCAGGUACAGAAUGUGAUCAAUAUAGAGGACAUAGCUAAUUGUGUGUCAAACCCCCAGUCCAAUAGUAGUAACAAUAUCAUCAUCCUAGAACAGGGGCAGUCUAACACAUUUGUUCAACAUGAGGCAGCAGAAGCGAUCGAGGGGCUCCAAGCACUUGCAGAACAGCCUGGCAUUCUUGAGAGCCAGGAAAUUAUAACAGAUUCGGACAAUCAAACAGUAACUGUAGAAGAGGUGCAAACCUCAAAAGGUCUCGGGGAAAACAUCAUGGAAACAGAAAUUGUUACCAUGGAAACUGAGAUAUUAAAAUCGUUUCAGCAAGAGAAUGCACCAGACGUGAAAAAGGACAAAGAGUCAGACAUACAGUUAUCAGAGGACCAGAUUAUGAACUUGUCUUCUGGUGAUUAUGUUGAGAUUAAUGGUGAGAUGUAUAAGGUUGAGAUUUCAGCAGAAGAUGGAAAUAACACUGAGAAUAGGGUAGCAGAGGGAGAAGAAUUCACCCCGGCACUUGUCCAGGUACCAGAAGAGCAGCAGAUUGCAGUAUCAGAUGAAAAUGCAUUCCAGGAGUUUGUGCAGCUGAUGACCGAGUGUACCGAGGACACCGGCACCCACACCACUCCAGUGGCUAGUCAUACCGCCAGGAGUAGUGAGGUGUUGACAGAGAGUCAGACUGAGGGAACAGCCUUACAGAUCAUUUCAUCAGAUUCCAGUGUUAACGACAGUGGCGGCCACCACACAGUCACUUCAGAUCAUGACAGUUUAACUGUUCUUGCUGAAAUAACAAAUGCAGCUUCUGAAGAGUUCAUUACAAUACAAGGUCGUUCACUUACAGACCAUACGGAACCAACCAAUGUGAUGACCAUAGCCAACAGCACAAGUGUGGACGAUGGCUCGGCAGAUGUAGUGGACAGUCAAUGAAUUGACCACUGACUUUGUUAAAUUUCAGACCCUCUGAUUAUUUAGUAUAUUUCAUUUUAAUUUGUUAUGAGAAAUACUUGAUGGCACAUUUUCUGAAAUUUGAUAUCAGAUAUAAGGACAUCUAGGCAUAUGAUUAAUCAAUUUUUACUUUCUUAAAUUAUUCCCUUAAUAAGUCCAAUUGUAUAUUUCAUGAAAACAGGUAAGUUUGUUAUGUAUGUAACGCUAAACUCAUAUCACAUAUACUUGGGUUAGUAAAAUGGCUAAUAGGCAUCUUUUUUCACAUUGUAAAUUUAUAACAGGAAACAACAUCAUGACACAUGUUCAGUAUACUGUACAUGCAAUAAAAAUUGCAUUAUGAAUAAUCAAAUGAUUCAAUUAAGGAUUAGAAGGAAUGACCCUUUAAAUUUCAAUACUAGUGCGUAUACAGUAUAUUGAUGUACACAUACUGGACAAGUAUCCUUUCUGAAAUCAGUUCUAAUUGGUGAAUUUUUUGUUGAAAAUAUUUACAUUUCCGGGUAUAUUUUGCUUUCAAUUGCGAGUGUUUGUAUAAAUCUCUUAAAUACCUGUAUUUUAUUGUGUCCAGUACUUAAUUAUAGACCUAAUGAACCUUUGGUUGAUUUUGUUCUUUUUAAGGUCGGAAAAUGUAUGACCUGUAGAGAUAACCCUGGAGGGGGCUUCGAUUUUAUACUCUAUUUAAAUUGCUGAAACAGCUGCUUUCUCUUGGCCUCCUGCAGAAUUUUCCCUAGACCUGUCGAAUAAUGUUUCAACCAUAAUCAUAGAUGCUAAUGACUUGCUCAGUGUCUGCAGGUUAUGUCUGGGUUGGAACAAAAAUUAUGAAAUUUCAAGUAAACUUUAACUUAUGAAAAUUAAUCAUGCGUUUGAUAUAUUUACCCUAGUCCUGUAAUGAUGAUAUUUCCCUUUGUAUGGUUUUCUUUCAGGCAGUUUUCUCAGAGAAUUGUGUUGUUUGAAUGAGAUUGUUACUUUUACAUUUAUUUUAACACAUUGUUGAAAGUGAUUAAAAUGUGAAAGAUAUA
Molecule: messenger RNA, 5569 nt
Organism: Pecten maximus
Lineage: Eukaryota; Metazoa; Mollusca; Bivalvia; Pectinida; Pectinidae
Exons: 8
Coding region: 33-4535 (1500 amino acids)
Biological process (GO): regulation of transcription by RNA polymerase II
Cellular component (GO): nucleus
Molecular function (GO): DNA-binding transcription factor activity, RNA polymerase II-specific; RNA polymerase II transcription regulatory region sequence-specific DNA binding
Source: RefSeq, a predicted model, not a curated record